This is a messenger RNA of Coturnix japonica (Japanese quail), 2131 nucleotides long. RefSeq names its product solute carrier family 25 member 19 (gene SLC25A19). Gene Ontology annotation, biological process: transmembrane transport. The record is from RefSeq and is a predicted model, not a curated record. NCBI's taxonomy places the organism in Eukaryota, Metazoa, Chordata, Aves, Galliformes, Phasianidae.
GUGUGCUCUGUGUGUGUGUGCUCAGUGUGUGUGUGCUCUGUGUGUGCCGUGGGGCUGUUUGUGCUGUGUGUGUGUGCUCAGUGUGUGCCGUGGGGCCGCGUCCCGCCGCUCCGGUUGCGUUGCAGGGUCCGUGGAGCGAGGAGAGGCUGCUCCGGGACGAGGAGCGGGAGGACGCGGUGCUUCGUGCCCCGCCGUGAGCCGCGGUUCUGUGGGCGCUCAGGGCCGCAGAGCCCCGUGCGGGAUGCGGGGCGCGCAGUGACUCGCGGUACCGGCCAUGGUCGGUUACGACCCGGAGGCGACGUGCGUGUCCACGGCUGAAGCGGCUGCAGCGGGAUCAGCGUCCGGCUUCGUCACCCGGGUCCUGAUCAGCCCCUUGGACGUCAUCAAGAUCCGCUUCCAGCUUCAAAUCGAGCAGCUCUCCUGCAAAGCUCCGGGGGCCAAAUAUCACGGCAUCCUGCAGGCUGCGCGGCGCAUGCUGCGGGAGGAGGGCGUGCAGGCCUUCUGGAAGGGCCACGUUCCUGCUCAGCUCCUUUCAGUCGGCUACGGAGCAGUUCAGUUCAUGACGUUUGAAAGCUUGACCAAGCUGGUGCACAACGUCACCUCGUACAAUGCCCGCGAUUUCUUUGUGCACUUCACCUGUGGUGGACUAUCAGCUUGCACAGCCACUGUUGCAGUUCAGCCUGUUGACACGCUACGUACCCGUUUUGCUGCUCAGGGUGAGCCUAAGAUCUAUCACAAUCUUCACCAUGCAGUGGUGACCAUGUAUCGGACAGAAGGGCCUCGGACUUUCUAUAGAGGUCUGACCCCUACACUCAUUGCUGUCUUCCCAUAUGCUGGUUUCCAGUUUUCCUUCUACAAUAUUCUGCAACAGUUUUCAGAACGGAUGAUUCCAGAUGAAGGAAAAGAAGGAGGCAAUGUUAAAAACCUUGUUUGUGGCAGCUGUGCUGGAAUCAUCAGUAAAACCCUCACUUACCCUUUUGACCUGAUCAAAAAACGACUGCAAGUGGGUGGCUUUGAGCGCGCCCGAGCAGCCUUUGGGCAGGUGCGGAUUUAUAGGGGUCUACUGGACUGCAUAAGGCAGAUCAUGCGAGAGGAGGGCCCAGGUGGAUUCUUUAAGGGCCUUUCACCCAGCUUGCUGAAGGCUGCUGCCUCUACUGGUCUCAUCUUCUUUACCUAUGAGCUGUUCUGCAGCCUGCUGUGUGCCCUGAAGAAUGCUGAAAGCCCUAAGGGGAAGGAAGGCUGAAAGGGGAAUGUGUUUUGGCUACCCAGUGUUCUCCUGCAGGAGGGAAACUGAAGGCUUUGCUCUGUCUUUAUCGUGUUGGAAAUGUCAGAGCACCCGGAACUCCACCAGCCCAUAGGAAAUGAUGUCCUUUGUCCAAGCAGGAGAUGAAGGUGACUGCAGUUCUGCUAAAUGCACUGAACUGCUUUACUGGAAGCUGUUAAAGAGAGCACUUCUUUGUUCUCUCUCUCCCGAUGUCAGUAUGUGUUUAGUGAUUUGGGGAGCCAAGCAUACAACUACCUGGCAGAGGCUCUGACAAGACAGUUGGUAAACUGAGUGAAUGCCUGUGCUUGCCCUGGAUCACAGUUGGGUUCUAGUGCUGCCUCACCAGCACGAUGCUGCUGCUUGAUGCUGCAUUUGCACUUUAUUUUCUUUCUUACGGCCUGCAGUUCACAGCCUGUUCUUUUCUCUCUUGCGCAGGCAGCUCCGCUCCAUGGCAGGGUGGUGAAAGUAGGUGAUCAUUACGGUCCGAUUCUGUGAUUGCACAAAUCACGCCGUGGUAAUGGGGGUCCACCAAACCUGCCUGAGACGGGAGAACCCGCACACACAAAUUCUGUGAUGAAUGCGCUGUUUCCAAUAGCACUGAUUGUGUGUUUGAGUUCCUAGAUGGCAUUAUAGAUAUAUAGAUAGAUGCUCAUCCAGAGCUGCAUCUUUAAAAUGGAUGUUUGACAGUUAGCUCUGAAGUUGACUUUUUAAUUUGCAUUUAAGCUGUUACUGUGAUGCAGAACAGUGAUUCCAUCUGUUGUCUGGGUGGGUCUUUUGCAGCUGCUGUAAUCUGAGCAUCUGAGUGCAAAGUGCUUGAAAGCGCGUGGCCGCCUUGAUAAAGACGGAGCAUUAAAUACGUUGUUGUGA